Molecule: messenger RNA, 1077 nt
Organism: Punica granatum (pomegranate)
Lineage: Eukaryota; Viridiplantae; Streptophyta; Magnoliopsida; Myrtales; Lythraceae
Source: RefSeq, a predicted model, not a curated record
UCCCCAUUGGCUUCUUCUCGCAAUGUCAAUACAUAUAUACCCCCUCCCCUUGAGGACAUUAAUCAAAAUUGAAUAAUCAAUAAAUACAGUAUAUAGCUACUAAUCAGUAUGAGCUGGUGCCCCGGUUUAUACGACGACAUAGGCGAGAAGGCCAGAGAUAUACUUUACAGGGGCUAUGCAAGACAGCCUGCCGUUCAUUUCCAGUACCGAUGCCUCGACGUGAAUGGUGACAUCUCCUUCCGAGUUGAUGAUAUCUUACCUGGGUUCGGGACAGUAUUCCGAGCCAUCGUGCCCUAUACUGGCAAAGCGGAGCUGCAAUACUUACACGACUACUUCGGGAUUACAGCGGGGAUUGGAUUGACAAAAAACUCUUUUAGAGGAUACAACCCGAUAUUAAGCUUCUCCGGCGUCAUUGGAACCUCUCUUUUGUCGCUUGGGACUGAUAUUGCAUUCAACGUGUUAGCAAGAAAAUUUGACAGAAUCAAUGCUGGUCUUGGAUUCAAUACUCCCUUCCUAGUUGCUUCCCUGACCAUAAAUGACAAGCUAGAUACUCUGAGAGCUAAUCUUAUGGCGAACCCGCUGACUAACAUGGCCAUUGCAGCAGAAGCUGCACACAGGUUUUCGGUUAAUGAGACAAGUGUUACUAUGGGCAUCCAGCAGGCAGUACUUCCAUUUACCUUUGUGAAGGCUCGAGUGAGCACUAGAGGCGUAUUCGGGGCUCUUGUUCAGCAGGGGUUCUGGCAGAAGCUUUACGUGACAGUUUCCGGAGAAGCAGACUUUGGAGCCGCUAAGUGGGGCCCGAAACUCGGGUUAUCCAUUGCGGUGAGACCAUAGAUGGAGCCUUGCGAGAGGUCGGACCUUCAAUUCACCGUAUCGGGAAGGUUUCAAGCUCAAAGAUGUAUGCUACUUCACAUGUGUUCUCUUUGCCCGGUCACUCAUUCUCCAACCUGAAUUGGAGGCAAACGCCAGGCAGAUUUGAGGGAUCGCAAUAAUAAUAUCAGUUAUAUAUGUGCAUGUGCGCACACACACAUAUAGACAGAUCUUCUAAUACAAGUAAAACUCUUGUUUGGGUUGCCA